AUGCUAAAAGGGUUAAUAUUUACUAUAGCUUUGACAUUUGUUAUUUCAAGAGGAAAUUAUGAAGUAAUUGAUAUUGAUGAAUAUUUUGCUUAAUAAAGGAAUGAUGAAAUUUAUUCAGCAGUCAGAUAAAAGUUAGAUUAAACUAUCCCUAAAGAUUUUGAAUUUUUAAAAUUAGAAUCGAUAGAGAGAUAAAUUAUAGCUGGAUUAAAUUAUAAAUUUUUUAUUAGUUACAAAAAUGAAUAGAGUAUACAACUUUAUGGAGUUGGUAUAUAUUAAGAGUAUUAUAUAAUCAUUAAAAUAGCUUAUAAAAUAAUCUUGAGAUUUAUGAACCUGAACUUAUUAAUCAAAAAGAGUCUCUUUGA
This is a messenger RNA of Paramecium sonneborni, 362 nucleotides long. Lineage: Eukaryota; Ciliophora; Oligohymenophorea; Peniculida; Parameciidae. The record is from the annotation of a GenBank genome assembly.